Carassius carassius (crucian carp) is the source of this 2777-nucleotide messenger RNA. It is a transcript of the gene nsmfb, whose product is annotated as NMDA receptor synaptonuclear signaling and neuronal migration factor b. Bases 303 to 2009 code for a protein of 568 amino acids. Gene Ontology annotation, biological process: regulation of neuronal synaptic plasticity; positive regulation of neuron migration. The record is from RefSeq and is a predicted model, not a curated record. The transcript is spliced from 14 exons. NCBI's taxonomy places the organism in Eukaryota, Metazoa, Chordata, Actinopteri, Cypriniformes, Cyprinidae. Gene Ontology annotation, cellular component: nucleus; cytoplasm.
CGUCUUAGCAGCCGAGAAGCCAGCGCACCCUUCACGUUUGCUGCACUUGCUUCUCAAACUCCGCACACUAAAGAACAUUCUAAACUUCACGUUGUGAAAUUCAGAUGAACGCCGCGUUCCUAAACAUGAGGUACAAGCGGAACAUCUGAUAGACCCCUUAGCAGCAAUCUGAAUCAGGUUGAAGUGAGAGGAGGAGAUCGCAUCUCCACUCUGCGGAUGAUUUGUUUGCGUUGUGCAAUUAUUUCCUUCAGAAGUGACGAGUGGAAUGAGCUGUUUUUACACAUUGGUGGUUUCACUGCAGCAUGGGAACAGCCGUGUCCAAGAAGAAGAAUUUAAGGAAUGAUGCCAUAUCUUCUGUUGCCGCAAAAGUUCGAGCAGCUCGAGCAUUUGGAGAGUACCUUUCUCACACACACCCUGAGAACCGCAACGGAUCAGAUCAUUUGCUAUCUGACACCUUCAUUGGGCAAGACACAGAGUCCCCAGACAUCAGCCGAUUGAACAACAAUAACAGCCUCCAGCCAUACUCCCAACACACUCUCCUAGUCAAGCCCAGUCAAGAAGAGGUUCAGCCAGGCAGCCAGUCUGCACCCCUUCCUACCAGUUCCAAGCGACGUCUCUCCGUAGAACGCAGCCUUUCUUCUGAGGACCAGCAUCAUCAAAGGUGUGCAGAGAGCUCUUUGAAGCCAGCACGUGUCUACACCAUUACUAGGGAGCGAGAUAUGCUUGGGAGCCAGGGAAGCAAGGAGAGCCUGGAGCUAGAGGUGCUGAAGAGGACCACAGACCCUCCCAGAACCAACGGUCCCUCCAAUUUACGUGGCAGCCAUCAUCGAGGAAGCCACCAUCGUGGAAACAACGACCCUACCCACCAGCAUCACUACAGCCAUCCGCCUCUGACGCAACCUUUGCAGAGCUCAGGAAGUGCCCAUAACAUCCGGGACUGGGGCUCAAGAAGGAGCAGGUCAAGGGAGGAUUGCACGCCGGAUUGUGUGGACUGCAUUCAGCCACACUGCCAGAGCCAGCACUCUCUAGACCUUGAGACGUCACCACAUGAUGGUGACAAACAGCACAAGAGGUUGGAGAGGAUGUACAGUGAGGAUCGUGUGUCCUCUGAGGAUCGAGAGGAUCACACGAACAGCUGGUUCCCUAAAGAGAACAUGUUCAGCUUCCAGACUGCAACCACCACCAUGCAAGCAAACUUCCGGAAACAUCUGAGGAUGGUGGGCAGCAGGAGGGUGAAGGUCCAGACAUAUGCUGAUCGCAAAGCAAAGAGUUUCAGCAGGUCCUGGAGUGACCCCACACCCAUCAAGCCUGAUUCUCUCCAUGACUCCAGAGACAGUGCAGAUCUCCAGGCAUCGUCUGGCAAUCUGGAUGAAGAAGACUGUGAUGAUGUCGACUGGGAAGAAGAGAGAGAGUUGGAAAGAGCAGCCUGUGAGGGCGAUGACUUCAUCCCACCCAAAAUCAUGCUAAUUUCAUCAAAAGUACCAAAGGCCGAGUACCUUCCCAACAUCAUCCGUCGGGACGACCCCUCUAUAAUCCCCAUUCUCUAUGAUCAUGAACAUGCCACCUUUGAUGAUAUACUAGAGGAGAUUGAAAAGAAACUUACCGCCUACAGAAAAGGCUGCAAAAUCUGGAACAUGCUCAUCUUCUGUCAGGGAGGUCCAGGUCAUCUCUACCUACUGAAGAACAAAGUAGCCACAUUUGCCAAAGUAGAGAAGGAGGAGGACAUGAUACAGUUCUGGAAGAGACUCGGCAGAUUCAUGAGUUUAUUAAAUCCUGAACCCAACCUCAUCCAUGUUAUGGGCUGCUAUGUGCUCGGUAAUGCUAACGGAGAAAAGCUUUUUCAAAACCUCAAGAGACUGAUGAAACCUCAUGUCAUUGAGUUUAAGUCUCCUCUGGAACUGUCAGCUCAGGGUAAGGAGAUGAUCGAGAUGUACUUCGAUUUCCGCCUCUACCGCUUGUGGAAGAGCCGCCAACACUCCAAACUUCUCGAUUACGAUGACCUUCUGUGACAUUGUGGUUUAAGCAGCCCAAGAGGCAGGUAGCUUUCUUUAGGGCCCACGCGGCAAUGUUACCUCCAGAGAUUGCCUGGGCGGAAAAGCCCUGAGGUGGAAGGAGGAAGAUGAGCCUGAGGAUGAAGAUGGCUAACAUUGAGAAGACGUUCCAGUUCUCUGCCCUCAAAUGUUAUGAGGGAAAGCAGCCAUUACUGUUAGGUGCUGUGUGUUCAACCCAUCCAUUUGAGCUUUCAGCCUGAAAGAAAAACGUUUGGUUGAUAUCUGCGGGUCUUAACUUUUAAGCCUGUGAGAGGUCUAGGAAAUAACGUUCAGUGUCUUUGAGAAUUGAAAAAGCUUUGUUAGGAGGGAGGAAAAAUAAGAACAGAUUUGUUUUUUAGUAUUUUUGAGUAGCUCUUUUUGUGGUUAUCUAGCAGGGACAGUGAAACAAGGCCAUUUAACCGUGAAAAGGGCCUUGAGGUUAUUGUGUUAUUCACUAUCUAAAAAUGCAGGAUAAACUGUGGAACUACAUACAGUAUGUAUUUACAUAUUCACUCUAACUCCAUAAAAUAACUACUGUAAUUUAUCUUUCAGCAUAAUAUUGCACUGUUUUAGUUGUUAAGGUAUGGUGGGUUUUUUAGGAUUCAUUAGAGGGAAUAUAACUCAGGUUUCAUUCGUUUAACUGACCUCUCUCUGUACUGUACCACCUUUAGAUUGAGAGAGAGAGAAGAGGAGGCUGAAAGAGAAAUGUUUUUUCAAUAGAAAGUUGUUCUGUCUGAAUGAUUGCGU